This is a messenger RNA of Rhinichthys klamathensis goyatoka, 1632 nucleotides long. It is a transcript of the gene kcnk7, whose product is annotated as potassium channel, subfamily K, member 7. Gene Ontology annotation, cellular component: membrane. Lineage: Eukaryota; Metazoa; Chordata; Actinopteri; Cypriniformes; Leuciscidae. The coding region runs from base 67 to 1236 and encodes 389 amino acids. The transcript has 3 exons. Gene Ontology annotation, biological process: potassium ion transmembrane transport; stabilization of membrane potential. The record is from RefSeq and is a predicted model, not a curated record. Gene Ontology annotation, molecular function: potassium ion leak channel activity.
GCUGAUGGUGUCACAGAUGUCCGCUAACCUGUUGCAUUAAACUUUCAGUGUGGUGUUGAACUUUCCAUGUCAGAGCCCAGGUUUGGUUACACAUGCAGCACCCCAUAUUCUACCAUCCUGAGAGAAUACACAAACAAAACUAGUUUAAUAAUGGCUAUUUUUGCGGAUAAAGCUCGGACUUUUCUGCGCGCUCACGCGUUCAUCUUCAUGAUGAUGGCGUAUGGCCUCUAUAUCAUCCUCGGUGCUGUUGUUUUGAUGAUAUUGGAGCAACCUGAGGAGAAUUUACUCGUUCAAGAGGUCCGUGAACUAAAAGCUCUUUUUUUGACAGAGAACCCGUGUGUUGAGAAAAGCAGUUUGGACAGUUUGUUAAUGAACGUGCUUUCUGCGAGUAAACGUGGCGUGGCCGCACUGAAAUCCGACAGCGUUGAAUGCAACUUCGACUUUACGUCGUCGCUGUUUUUUGUCAUUACCUUCCUCACGACCACAGGUUAUGGCACCACUGUGCCCCUUUCGGAUGAGGGCCGUGUGUUCUGUGUUGUUUACUGUCUUGUGGGCAUCCCAUUCACCAUGCUGCUGCUGUCCUGCCUCACUCGUGCCCUUCUGCCCCGGGUAACACACACUCCUAUUCAGAACCUUCAAGUCUUCUGGGGACUGUCUCGCAACCAUGCUGCGUUGCUGCACUGCAGUGUCCUUGCCUUUUGCACAGCGACAUUGUUCUUUCUUCUACCUGCUGGUGCCCUGUGUCUGCUGGAGAACCACUGGAGUUACCUGGAGUCGCUGUAUUUUUGUUUUAUCUCACUCAGCACAACUGGACUGGGUGACUACCUGCCUGGGAGGACGCAAAGCCAAGCAGCACGUCAGGUGCUGGAGUUCGCAACCUCCUGUUACCUGAUGCUUGGGCUGAUUGUCCUGCUUGUCGUUCUGGAAAGCUUCUGGGAACUCCAGCAGGUUCAAGCCAUUCUGCAUUUUUUCUCUGGACCACCGUGGCAGGGUGAGCUGAAGGGGGAGGGUUUGGAUGAGCUUGUGCUCAGUGGGGACAUGGCAGGUCCACAAGAGGAACCUCAUUACACUCUUCCUAUAUCCACCAUCUCCCCUACUUUCUCAGACUCACUUGCCACUCCAACAGUAGAGCUGCCACCAAACUUUGACGUGCCACCCAUGGCGACCUCCAAAGAAAAUGUUUCCCCUUCACUAAGACCAAACUCCUCCCCAGGGGCCGGUUGCAUAAACGGCUAAGACUAGUCUCACAACUUGAUCAUCACAUUUUUUUCUUUAAGACUGUUCAUAACUGUUUCAAGUCAGUUAUAUAAAAACAUACAUUGGUCUAAUUUGAUACUAGAAAGUAAAACUGAUUGCCCCUUGACUCAACGCUAGUUGGUCAUAAUAAUACUUAAGACACAAUCUUACCAUACAGGGUUUAUGUUUAUGCAACCGGAUCUGUGUCCAUCCACUCCCACUACCACUACAUAACUGAUAUAAUGAAAGUGGACAUUGUAAAAAGUAUAAAUGAUAUCCAGGAAUGGUGUGCCUCCAUAACAUGCAAUACUAGCUUUAAUAACUAGAAGCUGGCAAACACUAGGUGGCCCUAUUUGUUUAUUUUCUUCAAUACUCUUUGGAUUAGUCUGAGUGGUA